ACGCUAGUACCCGCACGCGAGCUGCACCUGCAGACGCCUCGCGCGCAUUCCAAAUGCCUUUCGUGUCUGCCCUCCCAGUCGACUGGUUUUUCCCCCUUCCCCAUAUUAGCCUCGCGCAAUCGCGUCCGGCGACGAGUCUGUACUAGGCUAGUAGCAGUUCUUAGCACUCGUUAUUCCCCACGUCGCGUCCUCCCCAGCCACGCCGCACCUCGUGCGAGAUUGAGCGCGACAGUAGCUGACCCGCUACCGCUUCUCGUGCCACCUCAUCGCAAAACGUCGAGCGAACAAGCGGGCUCCAACUGUCGCGCAAUUGUAUCCUCGUUUCCUACAGCGUCGCGAAAUCCGAGCUCCAUUUCUCGACACGAGAUCAGGGCAAACUCGAACGUUCCGCAACUGCUAUUGCGCCGAGUAUCCCCACGCGCUGAAUAUUGCGCGGUUAUUCGUCGGAUGCGCCGCCAGCAAAACAUGGGCCUUCCUCGUAACCCAUCUGUUUCCCCAACCUCGCCGUUUUCGCUCCCUCCAAUAGCUUUCUUCCUUGCGGCUCUCCUUCCCCUCUCCCUCGUCUCCUUUUCCCAUGCUCGUAGCAUCCCGCGUCUUCCUAUUUAUUCCCCUCCGGCGCAAACUCCUCCCGGUUUCCACGCGAUACAAGACUUCGUCACAAGCGCCGCUGCCACUACAGUCACCGAAGACGGUAGACCUGUCGGCCGGAGAUCCAAAGCCGCUAGAUUUGACGAGCCGACUGAAGCUGACGCUGAGUUCGAGUCAACGAAGCCUCCUGCGAUUAACGACAAGCCGUUAAUCGGUAUUCUGUCGCAGCCGGGUGACGGCGAUGGUGGCAGGGCGCCACGUGUCAACUCAAACCGCGCGGUUGACACGCCGUACGAUGAGUCGGAAUCGUACGGCGGGGCGGAAGUCGGGCGGCACAGGGCGGUUGACACGAACGUGUCGUACAUCGCCGCGUCGUACGCGAAGUGGGUGGAGAGUGCGGGCGCGCGGCCCGUUCCGCUGCUGUACGAUGAACCGGAGGAGAUCCUUCGCGAGAAAUUCGACUCUAUCAACGGUUUGCUGCUCCCUGGCGGCGGGACCGACCUGGUGCCCGGGCGCUUCAUGUCUACAGUGCAGCUGUUGUUGAAGUGGGCCAAGGACGCCAACGACCGUGGGGACUUUUUCCCGGUCCAAGCGACGUGCAUGGGGUUCGAAGCCAUGGCGAUCGCUGUUAGUGAGGAUUUCAACGUGCUCGAACUAAAGCGGUUCAGUGCGUUGGAUUUGGCCUCUCCGCUCAACUUUGUGGGCAACUGGGUGCACCACAGAAGCUACUUCUCCUGGAUGUCUCCUGAUCUGGCACAAAAGGUUCAAAAGCUCCCUUUGACCAUGGAGAACCAUCAGGACGGCACGACGGUGCAUCGCUUUUUGUCCACCUCACUGAGGGACUUCUUCUUCGUGCUCACUACCUCGUUUGACAAGAAAGGACUGGAGUAUGUGACAACAGUGCAGGGAAAGCGCUACCCAUUCUAUGGCACGCAGUGGCAUCCCGAGAAGAACGCCUACGAGUGGGGCUUGGACCACAUACCACAUGCAGCAGAUGCGGUGGCUGUAGGACAGGCUGCAGCCAACUUCUUCGUCAAUGAGGCUCGUCGUAACACCCAUCGACCGGCCUCAGAGGAGAGGAUGAAUGAGAUUCUUCUGUACAACCACACUCCAGUGUUCGCUGGAAAGAAUGGGCAUGGAUUCUUUGAGCAAUCGUAUGUAUUCAAGAGGGCUGCUGGCCCUAGCGAUAAUGUUGCCGUUGCUUGACCCCACUAGCUUUAGUAUUUAUUUUUCAUCAAAUAUUGUCAAAUUGUACAUGUGUAGCUUUACCUGCAUGCACGGAAGGAAAAUUGGCAUUUGUUUGCAGACCAAUAAUAAUGGAAAGAUGAGUGCUUGGGUUGCCAUACUGGAGCACAUCGGAGCGGAGCACACGUACCGGUAU
Molecule: messenger RNA, 1969 nt
Organism: Closterium sp. NIES-67
Lineage: Eukaryota; Viridiplantae; Streptophyta; Zygnematophyceae; Desmidiales; Closteriaceae
Source: the annotation of a GenBank genome assembly